CAAUAAGUUUUUUUCUACGAAAAAGUAGAAUAAGUGAUAUUUGUUGAAUUGAAGAAUACUAAGAGAUUCAAGCCGACUAGAAAGGAAGUUAUUAUAUUUUUUAAAGCUAUCGGUCGUAAAAAUGCAAAAAAGUCGAUGUUUUCAACCCGUUGGAUGUAGUUAUGCUGCACAGCAAGCUUGGAAUGCUCAAACACGACAAAGUGGACUGAAGAAAGCAUUCAUAUACAAUGCAGAACCAUGUAGUGCAUAUGACUGUUGGUACCGGCUUUAUGAUAUUACUCAAACUGCUUUUAUUUCAAUGGUGUUUAAUCAAACGGGAACAUUAUUAGUAGCAAUGACAGCGAAUAGUUUUUUGCGUUUUAUUGGUUUGAAAACAAUGUGUAUUUACGCUUCAAUUUAUAUGUGUGACUAUUUUGACGAAGGUAAGGAAAACAUUCCUUUGACACCGCAUCACUGUAGUGAAACAUCUGGUACAAUCUUCAUGAACUUUUUGGACCAUGAUUCAAAACUAGCAGUGAAAUGGAGUGAAAGCUUACUUAUUUUUUCUUUAACCGAUUCUCCUUCUAUUCACUGCUUGAUGAAGAUAAAUCUAUUAGCAAUGUUCCAUCAAUUAAAUCACAAAACCUUAUCAUUUUGUAGGACUCAAGUUUUGCAAUUUGAGAAAUCAUCUGAGGCUGAUACUUUUUCCAAAUCGUCACCAAUUUCAAUAAACUCACAAGUGUUUGCACAACAAUUAAGAGAGGAUAUAACUUUUGUUGGAAGUUAUCAAUUAUCAAAUGAUUUUCAAAAAACAACGGACAUAUGCGAUCAUUUAAAAAGUGUACUUUACAUUGAGCAAUGUCAAAUUUUGCAACAUUUCAAUAGCGUGUUUGAUUUUUUCAUUACAAGCGAACCCAGUAUUUCUAUUCCUAUGCGCAUGAUUUGGGAUUUUCAAAAAAAAACAUUAAUGUCGGCUGAAGUAUUGUUACCGAUAGAAUCGUUCGAAUCUCCAAUAAAAAUAAAAAGUCAAUUAAGAUGUUCAAUUGUUUUUGCAACAUGCAACUUUGGAUGGCAUUUCUGUUACGAUAAAAAGAACUUUAGCAAAAUACUAAAGUACAAUAGUGCAAUAGAGGCAGCAAAUUUUAACAAAGAAGCAGAAACUUAUUCUUUAUGGAAUGAGUCUAUCCAUUUGCAUGCAAACGAGCAACAUGUUUUUUGUGCCGUUGUACAAGGUUCCAGCGAAUUUUUUUUACACUAUCUUUUUAAGGAUUAUAAGAUACCAAGUCAAACAGUAGCAUCCAUUAAACUUAAAAAUUCAUUAUCUGCGUCUACUCAACUUGUAGUGAAUAAAUCAGGAUCUCUUUUAUUAUGUCGAUCUGCUAAUUGCUUAACACUCAUGAGGCUUUCUGUUGAUCAAAGAGAAAAUGAAGAAAACAAGGACGAGUCGCUCACUUUCUCAAAGUCUAAGGAUGGCAUUCCAAAAGUUAAGGUUCAAGUCGUUUUGUGUUACCAAAAACCUAUACCACGAGAUCGUUUAACAUUCUGCGCAAUAAGUAACGCUCCGUGUCAUGUGAACGUUAUUUUGUUGUUUUAUGGAAAAAGUAAUUCAACUGUUCAGUUUCUUCGAUUUAAUGAAAAAAAAGGGUCUAUUGAAGUCAAUAAAAGUUUACAAUUAUCGAAUUGUAAGGAAUUGGAUCAGAUAGUAUGGAUCCCCUGUACAUUUCAAUGGGCGGCCCUUUCGAAAGGGGAAAGAUGUCUACUUCUUUUUGGUUUUCCGAAAAGAAAAGAAACGUGGCAUCUGACACUGUCUAAUUUUUCGUUAUUGACUGAAAAUUUUGAGAUUGUUGAAUCUGAAUCUGAAUUCGAUUUUAAGGAAAACACUACUACAAAUCAACAAGUUUUUGAAGCUAUCUUGCCACAUUCAUGUAUUUCAAAUGUACUACCCAAUGCUACUUUAAUUCAAAAAAGUUGGUACACAUCGUUAAUAUUAUACGGAUCACCUCCAAUAUACCCAUUUUGUUUACCACCAGAAGACUUAGCUACAUUAAAAGUUCCCAUUGAAACAAAACAAGACAAUACUGUUACGCUUCUUACAAAACGUUUAAACGUAUUUCAAGAAUUUUGGGUUCUAUCGAAAUGUUGA
This is a messenger RNA of Hylaeus volcanicus, 2122 nucleotides long. RefSeq lists its product as uncharacterized. Bases 122 to 2122 code for a protein of 666 amino acids. The record is from RefSeq and is a predicted model, not a curated record. NCBI's taxonomy places the organism in Eukaryota, Metazoa, Arthropoda, Insecta, Hymenoptera, Colletidae. The transcript has 8 exons.